Dichomitus squalens LYAD-421 SS1 is the source of this 976-nucleotide messenger RNA. RefSeq names its product chloroperoxidase-like protein (gene HTP1). Bases 4 to 909 code for a protein of 301 amino acids. Gene Ontology annotation, molecular function: peroxidase activity. The transcript has 4 exons. The record is from RefSeq and is a predicted model, not a curated record. Lineage: Eukaryota; Fungi; Basidiomycota; Agaricomycetes; Polyporales; Polyporaceae.
GCGAUGGCGAUUGUCGCGCUCAAACGCCUAUCGACGGGACUCGCCUCCGGACUUGGAGGCAUCCUCGUUAACGGCGUUCUUUUCCCCAUAGAUUUCUUCCUCUUCCUCUUCAACCUCCUCACGCCCGACCACAAGGCCGGCCGCCUUAUCCCAGAGGGCCACCCGGGCUUCGGCGGCAAGUGGCCGGAGUACAGUCCCCCGCAAGAGGGCGACAGCCGGUGUUCGUGCCCCGCGCUCAACGCGAUGGCCAACCACGGUAUCCUACCACGAUCUGGACGGAACAUCACGUUCCGAGACCUUUCGCGACUGGUACAGGAGACGUACAACUUCGCGCCCACCUUCUGCUUCUUCGUGCCCAACUACGCGGCGAACAUGCUCAAUCGCAGCUACUGGAAGGACUCGUUCGACCUCUCUGACAUCGAUGCACACAAUUGCAUCGAGCAUGAUGCGUCCCUCAUGCGCGUGGAUGCAGCGGAGGACCCGGACCAGGGCAAGAUCGCGCACGGCCUCGUCGAGCGCGUUCUCGCUGCGGGCACCGGCAAGAACGGCAACCUCACCAAGAAGGACCUCUCGCGCCUGCUCGGCCAGCGCCGCGUCGAGGCGAAGAGGAACAACCCCAAGUUCAGCCUCGCGUUCAUCCACCGCAUCUUCGGUGCAUCCAACGCGUCAACGCUGCUGACAAUCUUCGGCGGGCGGAUCGAGGACCUCCGGCCGUUCCUGCGGGAGGAACGCCUGCCCGACGGAUGGGAGCCGCGCGUGCGCCACCGGAUGGGGCUGACGAUGCUCGAGUUCAACCUAACCGUCACCCCUGUCGAGCUCGGCAUCAAAGAAGAGGUCGACGGCGAGCUUCAGGCGGCAGGCCGGGAGCGCUAUUCGCAGUCCGUCGCCGAGGGCAAGAAAAAGGCGUGAGGAUGUCAUCGCUGUCGCCGAGCCGGAGUCGAUGAGGGGUAAUGGCGUCGGCCAGUACCGUGCACCU